Pyrus x bretschneideri (Chinese white pear) is the source of this 1131-nucleotide messenger RNA. RefSeq names its product probable histone chaperone ASF1A. The record is from RefSeq and is a predicted model, not a curated record. The transcript has 3 exons. Gene Ontology annotation, molecular function: histone binding. Lineage: Eukaryota; Viridiplantae; Streptophyta; Magnoliopsida; Rosales; Rosaceae. Gene Ontology annotation, biological process: DNA replication-dependent chromatin assembly. Gene Ontology annotation, cellular component: nucleus. The coding region runs from base 204 to 824 and encodes 206 amino acids.
CGAAUCCCAAUUCCCAAUUCUUCACAUCUCACAAUCUAAGCCGCCUCCUCCUUCUUUCCCUUCUCCUCCUUCCGCCGCCAGCCCCCGGGCUCAUCUCCAUCGCCCAAAAUCCGUUCUAGGGUCAUUUAAUUUUGGAAUAUCCAAUCGACGGCUAGGAUUGGUGCAUUCAAGGAAGCAACGGAGUCUUGAUUCGCUCCGAGAAUAUGAGUGCCGUCAACCUUACGAACGUCGCCGUUCUGGACAAUCCGGCCGCAUUCCUCAGCCCUUUUCAGUUUGAAAUCUCGUACGAGUGCUUGACUCCCCUCAAAGACGACUUGGAAUGGAAGCUGAUAUAUGUGGGAUCUGCUGAAGAUGAAACUUAUGACCAAAUGUUGGAGAGUGUGCUUGUUGGUCCUGUCAAUGUUGGCAACUACCGUUUCGUCUUUCAGGCAGACCCUCCAGAUCCAUCAAAAAUACGCGAGGAAGAUAUCAUCGGUGUCACGGUACUGCUAUUGACAUGUUCUUAUCUGGGGCAGGAGUUUGUUAGGGUGGGGUACUAUGUGAACAAUGAUUAUGAUGAUGAGCAGCUGAGGGAGGAACCUCCCUCUAAGGUGUUGGUUGAUAGGGUUCAGAGAAACAUUUUAGCGGACAAGCCGAGGGUCACAAAGUUCCCCAUUAAUUUUCAUCCCGAGAACGGUGAGAACGCGGGGCAGCAGCCCCCACAUUCACCUGAUCACGUAACUGAAACAAAGCAGCCCCUUCCUUCUCCCGAUUGUGCAGCUGGAGAAAACAUCAAGGGAGAAGAACCACCCGUCUCACCUGUACCAUCUGUCCGUGUGCAGUAGUAAAGUUGAAUUGGCUUCAUGAUCUCCACGUUGCUACGAGAAAUUUGGGUCCGGCGAGCAUUUCAGUUGACAUAACUAUGCUAAGUUUUAAACAGCCCCAAUUUUUUGAAACAGAUUGUACCCUAUACACUAAUGUUAUUGCAUGUUCUGUGUCUCGUAUAAUUGUCUUGUAAUCGAAACUCAAGAGUUUAGUAAUUCAGAUUUGUAGUGCAAUUCUAUAUUAUAGAAAUGUCGGUGAAGUAUGGUAUAAACACAAAUAUUGUGUUAUUUGGAUGUUAAAUAGGAAAGUAGAAUGCAAUUAUUUCAA